AUGUAUAAAAAUAGAAACAAGAAGGAAAAGAGAAAGAAGAGAGGUAAGAAGCUGAAUAAGACGAAUGAAGAAGAGGGGGAAGAGCAGGAAUCUGAUUGGAUUGAUGAUGACUCUGAAGAAGAUUAGAAUGAAGAUGGCUCUAAGAGGAUCAAGGAUGAAGUAUUAACUAUUCAGUAUCCAAUCUAAGAUGUUAAGAUGGUGCUUAUUGUAAGAGAAGACCUCAAAAUGGGUAAAGGCAAGGUAGGAGCCUAAUGUGGUCAUGCCACUUUAGGGGUUUACAAGUAAGUGCAGAAAUACGCCAAAGAUAGUGAGUAUUGGCAAAAAGUACUAAGCAAUUGGUCAUGGGAAGGACAGAAAAAGAUCUGUCUUAAGGUUACAUCAGAACAAGAAUUACUUGAUUUAUAAAGCAAAGCCAAAGAAAAGUCUAUCCCCGCAUAUGUAGUAGCUGAUGCGGGCUUGACAUAAAUAAAGGAAGGGUCAUUGACAGUUUGUGGCUUAGGACCAGCACCUACUAAAAUGAUUAAUAUUUUAACUGGUCAUCUCAAAUUAUUAUGA
Messenger RNA from Stylonychia lemnae, 555 nucleotides. NCBI's taxonomy places the organism in Eukaryota, Ciliophora, Spirotrichea, Sporadotrichida, Oxytrichidae. The record is from the annotation of a GenBank genome assembly.